Rhinolophus ferrumequinum (greater horseshoe bat) is the source of this 2854-nucleotide messenger RNA. RefSeq names its product Sp1 transcription factor (gene SP1). The coding region runs from base 99 to 2456 and encodes 785 amino acids. Gene Ontology annotation, molecular function: DNA-binding transcription factor activity, RNA polymerase II-specific; RNA polymerase II cis-regulatory region sequence-specific DNA binding. The transcript is spliced from 6 exons. NCBI's taxonomy places the organism in Eukaryota, Metazoa, Chordata, Mammalia, Chiroptera, Rhinolophidae. The record is from RefSeq and is a predicted model, not a curated record. Gene Ontology annotation, biological process: regulation of transcription by RNA polymerase II.
GGUACGGGUUCGUUUGCCUCGUCAGCGUCCGCGUUUUUCCCGGCCCCCCCCAACCCCCCCGGACAGGACCCCCUUGAGCUCGUCCCUCAGCUGCCACCAUGAGCGACCAAGAUCACUCCAUGGAUGAAAUGACAGCCGUGGUGAAGAUUGAAAAAGGAGUUGGUGGCAAUAAUGGGGGCAAUGGUAAUGGUGGUGGUGCCUUUUCCCAGGCUCGAAGCAGCAGCACAGGCAGUAGCAGCAGCAGUGGAGGAGGAGGACAGGAAUCCCAGCCAUCCCCUUUGGCUCUGCUGGCAGCAACUUGCAGCAGAAUUGAAUCACCCAAUGAAAACAGCAACAACUCGCAGGGCCCAGGCCAGUCAGGGGGCACCAGUGAGCUUGACCUCACGGCCACACAACUCUCACAGGGUGCCAAUGGCUGGCAGAUCAUCUCUUCCUCCUCUGGGGCUACCCCUACCUCAAAGGAACAGAGUGGCAGCAGUACCAAUGGCAGCAAUGGCAGUGAGUCUUCCAAGAAUCGCACGGUCUCUGGUGGGCAGUAUGUUGUGGCUGCCACCUCCAACUUACAGAACCAGCAAGUCUUGACAGGACUACCUGGAGUGAUGCCUAACAUUCAGUAUCAAGUAAUCCCACAGUUCCAGACCGUUGAUGGGCAACAGCUGCAAUUCGCUGCCACUGGGGCCCAAGUGCAGCAGGAUGGUUCUGGUCAAAUACAGAUCAUACCAGGUGCAAACCAACAGAUCAUCACAAAUCGAGGAAGUGGAGGCAACAUCAUUGCUGCUAUGCCAAAUCUACUCCAACAGGCUGUCCCCCUGCAAGGCCUGGCUAAUAAUGUACUCUCAGGACAAACUCAGUAUGUGACCAAUGUACCAGUGGCCCUGAAUGGGAAUAUCACUUUGCUACCUGUUAAUAGCGUUUCUGCAGCUACCUUGACUCCUAGCUCUCAGGCAGUCACUAUCAGCAGCUCUGGGUCCCAGGAGAGUGGCUCCCAGCCCGUCACCUCAGGGACUGCCAUCAGUUCUGCCACUUUGGUAUCAUCACAAGCCAGUUCCAGCUCCUUUUUCACCAAUGCCAAUAGCUAUUCAACAACUACUACCACCAGCAACAUGGGAAUUAUGAACUUUACCACCAGCGGAUCAGCAGGGACCAACUCUCAAGGCCAGACACCCCAGAGAGUCAGUGGGCUACAGGGGUCUGAUACUCUAAACAUCCAGCAGAACCAGACAUCCGGAGGCUCAAUGCAAGCAAGUCAGCAAAAAGAGGGAGAGCAAAACCAGCAGUCACAGCAACAACAAAUUCUUAUCCAGCCUCAGCUAGUUCAAGGAGGACAGACCCUCCAGGCUCUUCAAGCAGCACCAUUGUCAGGGCAGACCUUUACGACUCAAGCUAUCUCCCAGGAAACCCUCCAGAACCUACAGCUGCAGGCUGUUCCAAACUCUGGCCCCAUCAUCAUCCGGACACCAACAGUGGGGCCCAAUGGACAGGUCAGUUGGCAGACUCUUCAGCUGCAAAACCUCCAAGUUCAGAACCCACAGGCCCAGACAAUCACGCUGGCCCCAAUGCAGGGUGUUUCCCUGGGGCAGACCAGCAGCAGCAAUACCACCCUUACACCCAUUGCCUCAGCUGCCUCUAUCCCUGCCGGCACCGUCACUGUGAAUGCUGCUCAGCUCUCCUCUAUGCCUGGCCUCCAGACCAUUAACCUCAGCGCAUUGGGUGCUUCAGGAAUCCAGGUGCACCAGCUUCCGAGCCUGCCGUUGGCUAUAGCGAAUGCCCCAGGUGAUCAUGGAGCUCAGCUUGGCCUCCAUGGGGCCGGUGGUGAUGGCAUCCAUGAUGACACUGCAGGUGGAGAGGAAGGAGAAAACAGCCCAGAUCCCCAACCCCAAGCUGGUCGGAGGACCCGGCGGGAAGCAUGCACCUGCCCCUACUGUAAAGACAGUGAAGGAAGGGGCUCUGGGGAUCCUGGCAAAAAGAAACAGCAUAUUUGCCACAUUCAAGGCUGUGGCAAAGUAUAUGGCAAGACCUCACACUUACGGGCACACUUGCGCUGGCAUACAGGCGAGAGGCCGUUCAUGUGUACCUGGUCGUACUGUGGGAAACGCUUCACACGUUCAGAUGAGCUGCAGAGGCACAAACGCACACAUACAGGUGAGAAGAAAUUUGCCUGCCCUGAGUGUCCCAAGCGCUUCAUGAGGAGUGACCACCUGUCAAAGCAUAUCAAGACCCACCAGAAUAAGAAGGGAGGCCCCGGUGUAGCCCUGAGUGUGGGCACUUUGCCCCUGGAUAGUGGGGCAGGUUCAGAAGGCAGUGGCGCUGCCACUUCUUCGGCCCUCAUUGCCACCAAUAUGGUAGCCAUGGAGGCCAUCUGUCCAGAGGGUAUUGCCCGUCUCGCCAACAGUGGCAUCAACGUCAUGCAGGUGGCAGAUCUGCAGUCCAUUAAUAUCAGUGGCAAUGGCUUCUGAGAUCAGGCACACGGGGCCAGAGACAUAUGGGCCAUACCCAUCAACCCCGGGAUGCAAGGUAGCAUGGGUCCAAGAGACAUGUGGGAGAGAGAGCCACGAGGCAUUAAAAUGCAUGGUGGUGGGAAGAAUUGGGGGAGGGAUAUAAGAGAAGAGAUGGGGUCCUGGCACCCACCUAUAUCAUCAGUACCUCCUUGAAGUGGUGAACAGGAGUGAAAAUUCUGUUGGUGCCACCCUUUGAUGAGCAUUUGUUUGACCCCAGCGAGUUUCUUACAUUUCUUACCCCAGCCUCCCUGUCCUGCAUUUCCUUUCUCAGCUCCCUCAUGAUGGAUCCCCCCCUUUCCUAAAGCCAUCAUGCCUUGUUAAAUAUAUAUGAUCAUUGAAAUACUUUUUAACAAAAA